AUGGGUGAUACGAGCAAACGACCCUGGAAAAACAAAGGCCGAAAGAAAGCCGACCGCAUCGGCACCGCUGCUGCCGCAGCAGACAAAAUGGACCAGAACGCCAGCCACAGCAACUCCAACUUCAGCGAAAGGACUGACGACCAAGGACAGCUCAUUUUCAAGCACUGUGACAGUCUCUUCAACGGAACACUUAGCACACGCUCCGGCAGUCUCCCUUUCAACUCUUCGCUGCCUUCAAAGGGUGACCGUAUAAGUGGCUUCAGUACUGACCCGGAGGAUGAACGGAAGCAUGCGGAGGAUUAUUAUGAUAACUGGGGCAGAUCCGCCCUCUCCCAACUCCUUGUCCAGGUCAAUGAGAAGCUAGCUGACAAGGACACCAUCAGUGGUGGUGAACAGGAGAUUGAGCUGUCGCCACGGUCCGCCUGCGCCCUCUUCUAUGAGUACUCUAGUAUGGAGGAGCAGGCUAGGCAACAACUGCCCGUUCUCUCGGCCUUCCUCAGCCGCGCCCUAGAAGCAAGCCGAGCCAACAACAAUAUCGCCUCUAUGCUCUGUCUGAAGACCACCCACCAGGAACUCUGUCAGCUCGAGAGCGAACUGUUUGCCCACUUUUCCCGUGCUGACUUCGAUGCUGCCUCGCCAAUCAAUCUGCGCAGCUGCAUCCUCUCAAAACACCUACAUCCCACCUAUGUGCGCAUGUUGGUACUGAAUCUGCGUAACCUCCUCGCGCAUCCUGCC
Dibothriocephalus latus is the source of this 735-nucleotide messenger RNA. Lineage: Eukaryota; Metazoa; Platyhelminthes; Cestoda; Diphyllobothriidea; Diphyllobothriidae. The record is from the annotation of a GenBank genome assembly.